UUUGCUUGAGUGGCAGGGGGACCGGAAGUGGAGGCGCUUCUGGUUGGUGCUGGGGCCCGAGGAGGGGACGCGCGCCGGAACGGGGCCGUCGGGACCAAGCGAGCGACAGACGCGCAACCCGCCGACGCCGCAGCCGCUGGGGGCCCGCACGGACCCUCUGCCUCUGUGUAGAAUGAGCCAAGGAGACUCGAACCCAGCAGCUAUUCCACAUGCAGCGGAAGAUAUUCAAGGAGAUGACAGGUGGAUGUCUCAGCACAAUAGGUUUGUUCUGGACUGUAAAGACAAAGAGCCGGAUGUGCUGUUUGUGGGAGACUCCAUGGUACAGUUAAUGCAGCAGUACGAGAUAUGGCGAGAGCUGUUUUCCCCACUUCAUGCACUUAAUUUUGGAAUUGGGGGAGACACAACACGACAUGUUUUAUGGAGACUAAAGAAUGGAGAGCUGGAGAACAUUAAGCCUAAGGUCAUUGUUGUCUGGGUAGGAACAAACAACCAUGAAAAUACAGCAGAAGAAGUAGCAGGUGGGAUUGAGGCUAUUGUACAGCUUAUAAACACAAGGCAGCCACAGGCCAAGAUCAUUGUGCUGGGUCUGUUACCUCGAGGUGAGAAGCCCAACCCUUUAAGACAAAAGAAUGCCAAGGUGAACCAGCUUCUCAAGGUUUCCCUGCCGAAGCUUGCCAAUGUGCAGCUCCUGGAUAUAGAUGGGGGCUUCGUGCACUCAGAUGGUGCCAUCUCCUGCCACGACAUGUUUGAUUUCCUUCAUCUCACAGGAGGGGGCUAUGCAAAGAUAUGCAAGCCCCUCCAUGAACUGAUCAUGCAGUUGCUGGAGGAAACACCGGAGGAGAAGCAAACCACCAUUGCUUGACUGGCCUCUUCAGUGUUAACAGCAUCCCAGCUUCCUCAGAUCAGUUAGACCACUGGCACUACAGAAUCCUUUCUUAAGGCACUUUGCAUUGUACAAUGUUCUGGAUGCUCAUAUGUUUGAAGGGGAGGAGGGAUUUAAACUGGUCCUGUAUAUAAAGGUUUGUUUGACCCAGGAGAAAAAUUAGCCAAGGAAGAUUCAUUUGAAACCAGAAGGAACUUUUUAGUUAUAUGACACAUUUGUCAAAUUAUCACUUUUUCCUAAGACAACAUCAAGCACGAGUAUAAGAUGAAGAUUCUUUUCUUGGCCCUUUUUUCUAUGGAUUAUGUCAUAUGUGAAAUUAUCACAUCUACUUGGCUUUAAAACUUACUUUUGGUCCAGUUUUAAGAUUCAUGAGUUAGUGUGUUAUGUUGUUUUGUUUGAUUCAUGUAUCCUCAGUGUUUUUAUUAACAUAUAGCAUCAGAUUAAACAUGCUUGUCACUCAAACAUGGGAGAUGCUAUAGGUAAAGUGAGUUUGUUCCUCUCUAUCUUAAGUAGUGAAACACUUUCUGGGGACUGUGGGGUACUGUUUUUAUGCUGCUGAAUAUCAUGUCUGUAAUAGACCCGUGCAUGCAGCCUUUGCUCUGCUUCCCCUUCCUCCCUUUGCAGGUGGGUUAUUUACGUUUCAAGCUUUUAACUCAUUUUUGAUCUAGGAGUUGCAUUGCUGUCAGAAUGAUCAUUCUGUGUGGUGUUCUGUGAUGUAGGGUCUAUAUAGUACUCAUCCAGAGUUCUGGUUGUCACCCCCCCACAACCUGUUAUGUUUUCCUUUGAGUGUGGGAGGUGAGGGAUCAGAAUUGUUUCUCAUUCCAUAAUGCCUGAUGUUAUUUCAAGUUUUAUAUUAUCUUAAGGUGUAUAUGUUUUUGUUUUAUAUAUAUAUAUAUAUAGAAAGAGAUAAAUAGAUAUAUUUUACAGUACUGGAAUCAAACCCAGGGCCUAGGACAUACUAAGCAAGUGCUCUGCCACUGAGGUAAUCCCUAGUCUGUCUGUUUGUUUGUUUUUUAAUUGGUUUAAUUCUUAAAUUCUAUCAGAAAAGAAAAUGGCUUUUUCCAUGAGAAAUAGUGAAGCUGCUCUCACAAUAGAUGUGCUAUCUAUCUUUGUAAUUUUCUUUCUUUCCUUUUUUUUUCUUCCUCCUGAGAUAAUGGUUUCUCUGUAUAGUCCUGGCUAUUCUGGAACUUUGUAGGCCAGGUUGGCCUUGAAGUCAGAGAGCCCCCUGCCUCUGCCUCCCAAUUGCUGGGAAUCAGAGUCAUGCACCACCACACCCAUCUUUAGAUGUGCUAUAGUUAAGAUGAACUAGGUUCAUUUUUUGGUUUGUUUGGUUAUGGUUUUUGAGACAGGCUCUCACAGUGUAGCUCUAGGUAGCCCAGAACUUGUUAUAUAGACCAAACUGGCCUUGAACUCCUAGAGGUCUGCCUGCCUCUGCCUUCUAAGGACUGAGAGUAAAGGCAUAUACCAUCACGCAGGUAGCUAGCUCAUUGAACUUUUAAGGUCUCUUAUAUAAUUUAGUGUGUUCAUUGAGAGAGCUUUUUAUAGUCCUACUGUUUGCUUGAGCUACACAAACUGCUACUUGAGAGAGCAGUAGAUUGCUGGUCGCCCAUAUGCCUAUGGGCCCAUACAAACUGGAUCUGCAAACAUUUUGAGCUGGGCCAGCUUGAGGACUGAUCUCAUUAAAUGUGCUCUGCCAUGGUUCUGCUUAAUGGUCACAUUGAGUAGCCAAGAUGCAGGCUUUGUGUUCUGCUUUCAGAUCAGCUCUCAGGGCUGUGAGAGGAAUUGCUGGUUUGUGUUGGACUUACACCUGACUGAGAAGGAUAGAAGUUGGGGUGGUGGUUUUUCCUGGUGAGCCUCUUUGUAGGAAUUUAUUUUAAAUCAUUUUCUUGUGAAUGUAUCAUGUCUUUAUUAGCAACAGGAAAAUAUACAUUGUGUUUACUAAAAUUGUUUACUACAUUAAAAUUCCCUUUUAUUUUUUUAGUAGCCCAAGUUCUUGUUUUCAAGCCAGAUUGCUUUCUGAACUGGGGUAUCAUUUUAGGAAGGAGAUUUAAUUAAGCCAGACUUUUGUGUGUAAAAAGAACAAUUUUUUUUUUUUUUUUUUUUUUUUUUUUUUGUUCCUCAGAGAGGGGGAGUAUGGUCCAAAUGAAUCCAUUAGGUCAUUCCUGCAGCAUGUGCUUGUAGCUUCUCUUGAUCAAGGAUGAACUAGUCCUGUGGGCAGGCCCUUCAGUUCCUGCGUAUGUGUAUAGACCUCAGAUGUUACCACAUUUUAUAUCUGCCAGAGCUAUUCAAGCAAUAGUAUUUGAACUACUAGCCUUUUGAAUAAACUCUGCCCUAUUGCUAACAUGCAGAUACUGAGUCCACUGUCAUUCUUGCCAGGUUAAUUUGUGCUGUGUUAGGGGAAAAUGUUGAUCCGUUGUUGUUUGGUUGACAUCCCAGAUUGUUUCAGUGACAGGACACAUUAGUCUUCAUAUUUUUUUUAAAGAUGUGAACUGGAUGUAGUGUCCACAUGAAAUGCCCUACUUUGUCAUUGUGAUUAAGGGGCCAGGCAGCUGGCAGAGGUACUGCUUUGUUCCUUUUUUUUGGUAGGUGGGUGGUGAUUUUUUUAGGCAGAGUCUACAUGUACCCUGGCUGCCCUUGAACUUUUGGUGAUACUCCUGUCUCUGUCUCUCUAGUACUGGAAUUAUAGGUAUACUCCACCAUGUCUGGCUUGUUUUGUUCCUUUCCCAAUAUUUUUCUUCACUUUGAGACAAGGUCUCAAUGUAGUAUAGCCUGGCUAUGGAUGCCCUUGAACUUAGUCCUUCAGCCUCUACUUUCCAGGUGCUACAGUCUCACAUAUGGUAAGUUGGAGAUGCCCAGCCAAAGGGAUGAUCUGUUGGAGGUGGCUUGGCUGCCCUUGCAUUGUAGAUUAAUAUUGGCAUUGCUCUGCCCACCAUGUCAGGCCUGGUGGACUGUUGAAGACCUCUAUUCAAUCCUGAUUCUUCUGUCAAAAAUCUUCACCCUGCAAACUAAGCCUUGAGUAGCUUGUGCUCUGCCCUUAAGAAUUAGAACUCUCAUUCUUUAAAAAAAAAAAAAAAAAAAAAUUUCCCAAAUUUCUGUUUGCAUUUUCAACCUAACUACUUACAGUUGUAUGCUAAAGCCUAAAACCUGUCUGUGCUAAGGUAUGUGAUUAUUGCCAGUUUUGUAUUUAUUACAGUGGUGAAGAAACUAGAAACCCCUGAAAGGGGAGCAUGUCCAGCUCCUGACCAAGUGGUUUGUGUAGGAGCAGCGAGUGGAGGUUUCCUGUGGUCCUCUUCUCCAAAACCACUACAGCAGGCUGACUGAACUUCCCCAAGGGGAGCUUGGGACUGGGCUUUGGCAAAGGCUUCUUGACUAGAACCCAUUCUGUUCAGUGCUUGUUUAAUAUAAAAGUCAACAUUUCACUGCGA
This is a messenger RNA of Meriones unguiculatus (Mongolian gerbil), 4308 nucleotides long. It is a transcript of the gene Pafah1b2, whose product is annotated as platelet activating factor acetylhydrolase 1b catalytic subunit 2. NCBI's taxonomy places the organism in Eukaryota, Metazoa, Chordata, Mammalia, Rodentia, Muridae. The transcript is spliced from 6 exons. The coding region runs from base 173 to 862 and encodes 229 amino acids. The record is from RefSeq and is a predicted model, not a curated record.